Molecule: messenger RNA, 4648 nt
Organism: Poecile atricapillus (Black-capped chickadee)
Lineage: Eukaryota; Metazoa; Chordata; Aves; Passeriformes; Paridae
Gene: ST8SIA5
Product: ST8 alpha-N-acetyl-neuraminide alpha-2,8-sialyltransferase 5
Exons: 8
Coding region: 849-2081 (410 amino acids)
Biological process (GO): N-glycan processing; oligosaccharide metabolic process
Molecular function (GO): alpha-N-acetylneuraminate alpha-2,8-sialyltransferase activity
Source: RefSeq, a predicted model, not a curated record
CUGAGAGCUCUGUCCUUGAAGGGAUGCACAGUGACCUUGCUUAUGCUUACUCUGGAGGAACAGGGGAAACAGAGGAGCCCAAAUAGUGAGCGGUGUGUGACUGAAGGCUCUGCAUUCUGCAUGCAAAUGCCACAGCACCGGAGCCCCGGCACGGACGGCACGCUGCUGCACAGAAUGCAGCUUUCCUGACCAGACUGCUGCUACUGCUGUGUUUCUUCUUUUUUUUUUUUUUUUUUCUUUCCUUUUAUUUUUUUUUUCCUCUUCCUGCAGGGUUCUGAAUGAAAUCCUCAUGAUUGUUGCAUGCUUGCUCAAUAAUAGCACGCCCCAGUCACGUCUCCUUGCGAGCACAUUUGGUCGGAAUCACUGAGCAGAAGCAGAGAAGAGCUGACGACUAUGUGCUUCCAACGCAGGUUGCCGGAGCCCCGUGUUUGCCAUUGGCUGCAGUUUUCUGGUUUGUGUGCAGCUUCCCCCAUCUGGAAUAUGAAAAUGGGAUUGAAGUAGAUAAUUGCUAGCAGCGGGUUUUCAAGAGAGGCUUAGAGGGAACAGAAUGCCUCUCACACAGCACAGGCUGCCUGCGCUGAGAGAGCUCUGAGAGAUGAUUUUAGAUGUUACCCACGUCUGAAUCUCCUGGAAACUUUACCAUGGAAGCAAGCCAUUGCGCACAGUCCUGGAGCUAACAUCCAAAAGGGGCAAGGAAGGGGCAGCAGGGCCAGACAAUGGGAUACCUUGUCCUUGGACUGGUCACAAAUAAGCCAGCAGGCAUUCCCCUCCGCUCCCCAGCAAAAAGGGCAUGAAGGUGGCGAUGAACUGAAUUUUACCCAGUGAAGCUUCAGUGGCUUUUAAGAAGGAUGGGAUACACUGACCCUUCGUCAAGCCGGGAUUUGCUGGGAAACAGAACUUUGUUCUUCAUCUUCAUCUGCGCCUUUGCCGUGGUCACCUUGCUGCAGCAGAUCCUCUACGGAAGAAACUAUCUCAAGAGAGGGCUGCAGUUUAGCUGGCAGAAUGGAGAGGAAUUGGCAAAUUGGACCGGCACCUUUAAUUUCACGGAUGACGGAGCAGUGAAGAGUGGCAGUGACACAGGCACCAGGUAUUUUGAGUUUUAUGAAGGGCCUUUGGAAUACAACUCUACAAAAUGCCUGGAAUUAAGGCAGGACAUCAUUGAGGUGAAGGUCUUGUCUAUGGUGAAACAAACUGAAUUGUUUGACAGAUGGAAGAGCCUACAGAUGUGCAAAUGGGAGAUGAAUGUCACAGAAGCCAAUUUAUUCAAGUCUACUCUGUCGAGGUGUUGCAACGCCCCAUCCUUUCUGUUCACCACCCAGAAAAAUACUCCUUUGGGAACUAAACUGAAAUAUGAAGUGGACACGAGUGGAAUCUUUCAUAUCAACCAAGAAAUCUUCAAAAUGUUUCCAAAGGACAUGCCGUACCACCGCUCCCAGUUUAAGAGAUGUGCAGUGGUUGGGAAUGGAGGAAUUCUGAAGAACAGCAGAUGUGGCCGGGAGAUUGACAGUGCAGACUUCGUCUUUCGAUGCAAUUUGCCUCCUAUAUCUGAGAAAUACUUCAUGGACGUUGGGGUGAAGACAGAUGUCGUGACUGUCAAUCCCAGUAUAAUCACUGAGAGAUUCCACAAGCUGGAGAAGUGGAGGAAGCCCUUCUACGACGUGCUCCAGGUGUACGAGAACGCGUCCGUGCUGCUGCCGGCCUUCUACAACACGCGCAACACGGACGUGUCCAUCCGGGUCAAGUACGUCCUGGACGACUUCGAGUCCCAGCAGGCUGUUUAUUACUUCCACCCCCAGUAUCUCAUCAACGUCUCGCGCUACUGGCUCGGCCAGGGCGUGCGGGCCAAGCGGGUCAGCACCGGGCUGAUCCUGGUGACUGCGGCCAUGGAGCUCUGCCAGGAGGUGCACCUCUUCGGCUUCUGGGCCUUCCCCAUGAACCCCUCAGGGAUUUUUAUAACUCACCACUACUACGACAACGUGAAGCCUCGCCCCGGCUUCCACGCCAUGCCCUCGGAAAUAUUCAAUUUCCUCCACAUGCACAGCAAGGGGAUCCUGCGGGUUCACACGGGGACCUGCAGCUGACAGGGACACUGAGAAGGUGUGGCGGGAGCUCGAUGGCCUGUGUAAGGUGUAGGAGGUUUUGUUACACCCCGAGAUUAUGCAAUAAUUGUUUGAUAUAAAUUUCCUCAAGGCAUAGAAUCCCAUAAGAUCUAGGACACCAGCAUCUUUCCUGCUAGCAGAGUUGGGUCCAUAACAGUGUAGGAGAAGCAAAACUCCCGUGCCCCAGGGUACACGCUGUCCUAGAAAGCAAAUCGGAUUAGAAGCACAUUUACAAUACAUUUAGGGAUAAAUAGAGCACAUUAAUAUAUUUACCAUUUCACUAUGGAGAAAAGCACCAAACUUUUGAGGAAAAACAGUGGUGGAGAAUUUUAGCAUAGACUGUAUGACUUUACAUAGGUUUCUGAAUCGAGUACCUUGGGGUAUUGCCAGAUUUUAUUGAACACUCUGUUCUCUGGCCUUUAGGUUUUUGAAAAUACUCUUUAGCAUUAUAGCUUAAUGGGGAUAUAUAACUUAAAAUCUUUAUUCUGUAAUGUCACAAAGUGUUGAUCAAAAAUAGCAGAUAGAUGCGUUAGGAAUAAACAAAAUCACUUUAUGAAUUUUUUCAGUCAGGAUAGAACAGAACAUUGAACUCCCAUUCACAGCAUCAGGUAACUGUGUGAAUUGUGUUGCGAUAUUGUUUUAGAGAUUAUUUCUUCUUCCUUCUUGCAUCUUGCAUUUCUGUUCUCCUCUGCUGAUUGUGCUUCCUUUCUCCUUGUCUGUGAUGCUUUCCUUCUGGCUAACACAUGGCAAUGUGUGCACUUCCUCCUACAGCCACCAUCUCAGCAUCACAUUGGAGUCCUUGCUGAAGAAGCAAGCUCCUUCACAAGGUUUUCUUGAGAUGAAGAGCAAGGGGAUUACAUGGUUAUAUUUUACAAGUUGAUUUUUUGGUUCAGCAUAAGAUAGGAGAAAAACCCGUUUCCUCAUUGACUUUUAUUGAAGACUUUGUAAAAGUACCUGAAUGUUGAUUCUCUGUUGUGCAGGUGGGGUUAACACUUUCAGGUAUCUGUAAUAAGUUGAUGUCAGGAAAUGAAGUUAAAAUUCAGAGAAGUUAUUUUGUGGCUUAGAUUAUGAUGCUUAUUUUAAAAUAAUGCAUCUUGAGACAUCAAAUGUCUUAACGUGGUGUUUUAGUAUAUUGAGAAUGUUAUUAGGAUAGUAAAAGGGCUGGUGGUAUAUUCUUUAAAUGUCAUCAGUGUAGCUCUGUGAGGUAUGCCAAAGCUAAUUUUUCACCUGUUACAGCUGCCAAAAUCCUGAAGCAGAAAAGAUGCCAUAAGCUGCUGGAGUUUAUUUUAUUGUAGUAGGCCACCGGUAUGUGCCCCUUCAUACUGGUAUGGCUGCAUACACAGGGGGUGAGGUUUGCUGUUUCAGCUGUGCUGGCAUAGUUAAAUGAACAGAGUUUCCCUGUCUAAGUUCUUAGUCUGAAGCACUAGGGCUGUUGCCUUGUCUUGUCUUAUGUAGAUUACAAGAUCUUUGAUCAAGGAUUUGAAGUUUAAAUUUCUGUAUGAGGGAUAUCUUUUUUUUGCGCUGCCGGGAGAGGGUUUAAAUCCAAAUGUGGACUUGGAUUUUGAUUUUACAAUGCAUGAAUGCACAAAGCUUCUUUUAAAAGCGUCUGUGCUGUGCUAAGAGCUGUGCAACUUGCUCACACUACAGAUAAAAUGAUCACAAAGAAAGUGAAAGCACGAUGGUCACCAUUUCAAAAGUCCCUGCUGGCCAGCAGUAACCUGGCUGGUGUGUGAGAGUGUAUUUAAUUUACACUAGACUCCCAAGGUCUGAUUGCCUUAGAAGUAACCCAUAUCCUUGAUGAAGGUGUCAGAACUCACCUGGGAAGCACCAGCCAGGGGCAGGUGAAGGACCAGUGCUUAAGCUUAAUAUAUUAUUUGUGGUGUUGUGUUUUAGGUCUUAGAGUUACACUGUGUGUUAUUGAGCACCCCCUCGUAUUGUCUACCUGUGAAAUAGGCAGCACACCCAAAAACCUGCAGGUGAAAUGGUUUCCUUGAUUCAAUAUGCAAAAGAGAUCUUUGUCUUUGCUGUGUUCUGUAAAUUUGUGUGCAAAGGGCUUUGACAAUGAAGUGCUGUGAUGAAAGUGCUUUUUAGAGAGCAAUGUGACACUGCAGGUUGGCCGUCUCGCUGUGCAUUAAGUUUUAUGAUAACAUUAAUGACACUGAAGCUGGUACUUAGAGCCCUUACUCCUUACUCUGCCUGAGUUUGGGACUAGUAGUGACUUCAGGUUUGCUUUGCUGCUGCUGCUCUGCUAAGGUUACCCUCUUUAGUAAGAGAUAGUUCUUUACUAUGGUGAUUGAAGUGAACAAAAUCAACUGAAAGGAGUUUGAGACGUUGCAAAAGGCACUUCAAAAAAGAUGGGAAAGCACUUGAGAAGCAUCCAUAUGUUGACAGAAAUAGUGCAAAUCCCUCUUUUUAGUUGCAAGAAAUCCUUUUGGACAGACAAAAGGAUAAGCAAAACUGCAUUUACAGUUAAUCUGUAAUUACAGGGUCACAGACAUUUCCUUUCCAUUGUUUGCUUCAUGUAGAUGAGCAAUGUAAAUUCACUGUAA